CACGACACUGACAAGGUACGCGAUACAGUACGAGACCAAACGCCAUUUCAGCACGUCUCUGUUGACAGCUGCUAUAAGGAAAAUAACAAACUCAACAGCUGAACACAUCUGUAGAAUCCUUCAUAAAGCAUCAAGUGGACCAAGAAAAGCUCUUACACAACCAGAUCAAGUCAACCAUAUCAUAGAGCCGCAGUCUGCUGGGAGGGGAAGACAACUUAAGCCUCAUAUCAAAGAUGAGGAACAUGUCGGAGGUGGUCCUUCUCAUAAUUAAACCACGUAUUCUUGAUAUCUUAAUAGAUUAAAUAAGAAAAAUGCAUUGUUGUAGGAGGAGACCAGCAAGAUUUCCUCUCAGAUGUUGUGUCGGGAAUCCAGGAACGUUUGAAUCGCACCACAUCUGGAGGACAUCUUCCUCAGACUGUUGAAGUAACCCACAUCCUGCUGUAAUUAUUGGUGUUUUUAAAUAUACAAACUCUUUAAUUUGCUGUACAUCAAACUAACAUAGUCCUGGCUUUAUCUAGGAAGAGCCGGAGUUUAGAUUUGAAGAAGCAUUUGUCCACGAAGAGGAACAAAUGGAGUGUAAAACUCCACCUAUAGAUGGUACAAACUCCCUGACAUUGAUGCGAUUGGAUUAACAUGGUAUAUGUUAGCGUGAGGCCUAAAUAUACAAAAUCAUAUCUAAAAACAUGACUUGUUCGUGUUACAGAAUCAAUAGAGCUCAGUACAGAAGAAUCUGACUCUGUAGACCAUCAAAGAGAAGAGCAGUGCACCACUGAACCAAAUGAAUCAAAUUACAUUUCAGUCACUUUGGAUGCACCCAGCAUUACCGAGGCAGCACUGGAUGUCCCAACAGAAGAAGUGCCACCGGAUGCAAGUGAUGAGCAGAGGACAUGCAGAACCUGUGGAAAGACCUUCACCCACCUCAACAACCUGAGAAGACACGAGCAGAAGUUCCACAGCGGAGAAACGCCUCACGCUUACCAAGAGUGCAGAGAGCGUUUUGGCUCCAGACGCCUCCUCCAAAUCCACCGCGGAGUCCACAAGGUGGAAAAGCCUCACAAAUGCACGCUCUGCGACAAGGUGUUUCGCUUGCCCAACCACUUGAGGAAUCACAUGAUGAGUCACGGUGACCAGAGACCGUUCUCCUGCGCCACAUGUGGGAAGAGCUUCGCCUUGAUAAGCGUCCUCAGAGCUCAUGAGUGAACGCAUGCUGGCGAGAAGAACUUUGUCUGCUUGCAAUGCGGUUCCAGGUUCCUCACCAAGUCUUACUUGGACUACCACCAGCGAGUUCACACUGGAGAAAAACCAUACUUGUGGGGAACACUGCGGGAAGAGAUUCGCCCAAAAGAGCAACCUCAAGGCGCACGAAAGGUUUCACACGGGGCGAACAGCCCUUCAGAUGCGAGGACUGCGGAAAAACCUUCGUACACGCCAACACCUUCAAAUCACACAAGCAGCUCCACACUGGAGUCAAAGCUUUCUGCUGCGAGCUUUGCGGGAAGGGCUUUCAGCGACGAACGCAUCUCAAGACUCAUCUAACGUCGCAUUCUGGAGACAAACCGUUUAGUUGCGACGUAUGCGGGAAGACUUUCGCCCUCAAAGGAUCUCUGAAGGCGCACAAGCUCACUCAUACGGGACGGAAGAGUUACGCUUGUAACGUCUGCAAUAAGCAGUUUACUCAGGCCAGCUCGCUAGCCAAACACAAACGGGUUCACACGGGAGAGAAGCCGCACCGCUGCGGAAACUGCGACAAGUCUUUUUCUCAAAGCAGCCAUCUUAACUACCACUCGAAGGUUUACCAAUCCGGGAUGAAAAGUUCAACAAACACUAAUGUGGAAGAGAACUAACUAACCGGUCAUUCCAUUUGUGCCUUUCUUGAAUAAACCUAAUCUGAGUAGAAGUAAUGCCUGGGUCAUAUUUCACACUGAAAUAAAACAAUUAUAGUUCGCAUAAAAAAAGAAAAGAAAAAUGAUGUGCACUGUGCAAGAUUUGCACAUUAAUACUCAAGUAAAAGGUUUAAAAAAAAAAACUGCAAUAAA
Sinocyclocheilus rhinocerous is the source of this 2036-nucleotide messenger RNA. RefSeq names its product zinc finger protein 679-like. Gene Ontology annotation, molecular function: DNA-binding transcription factor activity, RNA polymerase II-specific; RNA polymerase II cis-regulatory region sequence-specific DNA binding. Gene Ontology annotation, biological process: epidermal cell differentiation; regulation of transcription by RNA polymerase II. Gene Ontology annotation, cellular component: nucleus. Lineage: Eukaryota; Metazoa; Chordata; Actinopteri; Cypriniformes; Cyprinidae. The record is from RefSeq and is a predicted model, not a curated record. The transcript has a single exon. The coding region runs from base 1236 to 1844 and encodes 202 amino acids.